GCAGAUGGACGGACGGAGAACCAAUGGAGAUCACAUGCCGAGAAGAGAAAUGCUGAAAAUCCAAAAGAAAAUAAUUAAAUACGGGAAACCAAUUAACUACCCAAAUAAAUCAUAAAUAUUUAAUAGUAUUUUAUAUUUUACGUUACACGGUGUAACUUACACCAUAAAAUCGACAAAAGUUAAAAGCUCGCCGUCAUUGCUAUUAUCUUCAAAAGUUGUGCUCUGGUUUAGUUUAGGAACGGAGGACGACACACUCACUCGACAAUAUGGCGAGAGUUCCGGAUAUUACUGAUAAAAAUCGGGACCAAAUAAUGUUGCGGCGGCCAGCUUUUUCACCAAAGGGGAGGAGUUUUAAGGGUUUUAACUUAAAAAAAGGGCUUGUUGACACCAACGCCGCCAGGUCUAGAGCCUUGAAGAAUCCGUUGGUACUCGACCUUAUCUUCGGCAAUCUCGGCCUCCCCGACCUGAAAACGUCCCGUCUAGUUUGUCGUGAGUGGGCCGACGUCGGCGCUAUUGUAUUAGGAAAACGGGCUUUUCUCCAGGUCAACCAGCUUUUUUCCUGUGAAUGGUUCAAACCAGUCGAGAUGGCCCCUGUCAACGACAAGCUGAUCCGACGCGUCCUCAUCUCAGACAAAUUCGACUCGUCCAUUCCGACAUAUAUGAAGACUGGCGUUAUUACAAUAGCUCUCACCCAAGUAGCUAAAUUAUCCCAAUUAACUCGUGAAAUUAAAUUCCUCGUCAGCCAGAAAGAAUUUGUCCCAGCUUUCCUUGAAGGAAUAAGGAUAUUGGGGUCCACAAAAAUCCAACACGUUGGCAUCUUCAGCGCCUGGAAACGAGAUAUAGCUAGCACAAUUCCAGCCGAGGCAUGUCAAAACCUCCCCCCUCAACCUAGCUUGACCUCCCUCAAGUUUGAAGCUCUCUCACACUUGCAACAUGACCUCAUCACCGGCUGCAACGAAUUUCAACCCCUGAUCCAAGUCUGGCUCGAUGCUGCCCCCAAUUUGACCAGUUUGGACGUCGUGACAUCUUUCUAUCCAAACUUGGAGGCGUGCACAAGUCUAAGAGUUCUGAAAUUUAAGUUAAUAAUGUGUUGCAAUGAGCAUUAUCCUCACCUCAAUUUGGCUAAUGUGACCAAGAUGCUGGCACAAGUUAAGGAUUCCUUAGUCAAGCUGGAAUUGUGUCAUCGUGUGAAUGACUAUGAUUCCAUGCAGCAGAUCCAAAGUGCUGAGGAGGUUCCCGUGAUGUCGAAACUUACCUCGUUCGCCAUCGAUGCCGGAGAGGUUUACCAAGUUCGUGACUUCUACAAUGAGGAGCACUUCCCAAAAUUAAGAUCCUUCUCUGUCCAAAAGGGAUUAAAGUUGUUCUCGCAUCUAAAUUUGUGGAGCAGACACAGAGGAGUUCACUCUCUCGUGUUGAUCAUAGAUUACGUUUCGGAGGAGCAGGAAUUCGUGGGAAAAAUGGUCGAUUUAUUUCCCGCCGUUAAGGAAUUCGAUUUGAGGUUGGAUCUGACCGUUUUAACUUUCACUGGCGACAUGACGACGACGAUGUUCUAUUAUGAACCUUCGUGGACGUCUGCCGCCAUCCAUCAGUUUAUGAAACCGUUCCAAAUGUGGGAUUUGGAACGGGUCAACGUUUCUGUGGAAGUACAGGAAUCCGCCUUGUUGAUUGAUGCCCUCCAAGCUAUUUCCGUUUUGAAAGGAGUUAAACGCGUCCAGUUCUGCUUCCCUUGCAAAGACAACACGAUGGAUAACUUUUCUGCCACCUUUCAAGAUGUCAUCUUGCACUGUAGAACAUUUAAAAGCGUAGAAAUUACGAGGAGUGAAUUCCGAGUGGAACCGGAAAUUGUGGAACAAAUGCAACUCAUGAUUGAAGCCAGUGGGUGCGCCCAUCUAUUUUAUCGAAAGAAGUGAAUGAGAAUUAAACGAGAUAUAUUAUUAUAUCAUAAUUACUAAUUAUUUUUAAGGUUUAAAUACUAAAAUUAUAAUUUUUCUACUAUCACAAUAUGCAAAAAUGUUUCUAUCGCCUGAAAACAAUGAGACAGCUUCUAAGUUCCUAAAUGGAUGGUAAUGAGAUUCUAAUUUAUUGAAGAACUGAUAAUAAUGUCAUAAUUAGGUAAUUAGAUUAUUAAGUUGUAAGCAUUACACAAUUUUUGUUAUCUGUUUUGAUCACGACAAUUUUUAUUUAGUAAACUCAUUCUGUUUAUAUAAAA
Folsomia candida is the source of this 2209-nucleotide messenger RNA. RefSeq lists its product as uncharacterized. The record is from RefSeq and is a predicted model, not a curated record. Lineage: Eukaryota; Metazoa; Arthropoda; Collembola; Entomobryomorpha; Isotomidae. The transcript has 7 exons. Bases 267 to 1910 code for a protein of 547 amino acids.